CCACGUAACCCCUUCCACGCAUCAUUCAUAGACGUCCAAUUGAUCUUGUGUCCUUAACAUAAAAAAUUGAUAAGUGGGGGUCCCAUAUGUCUCUGUCCCAACAUAAAAUCAUUGUGUAUGUCAUAUCUUCUGUAUGGUAUCUGCUCGAGCCCUUCUGGAUCACGAUUUUCCCCCCUCUUUUAAAAGAAUACAUCCAAAUAACGUGUCAUUCCCGCUGUUCUUUCAAGCGAGCUAAUGAAAUCGUGGUGCACGGAUUAAUAAUGCACUAACCAGAAUAAAAUCGACAAACAGGGGGUCUCAUGUUUUCAAGUGUAUGAUCUGGAGCCACUAAACAGAUACUUAACAGUUGCUGACAGUAAAAGAUUGUGCAGACUUAAAAUAAAAUGCUUAUAUUACUUCAGAGAGUUCUUUAGAAACAUACAAAAGUAAAGAUUGAUUUCACAUAUCAGAACUCAUCAUGAAAAAUCUUAAUGGAGCUAAAAGGAAAUGAAUUUAACAAUUCAGAGAAAAUAGACAAGGCAGAUCCUGUGACUGCUGUAGAAUCUGGUGGAUACUCUCCCUUCCCAAAGUCUAACAUCAUGGAUCGAGAAAGAGAUAGGAGAACUAUCCUCACAACUCAUUUGAAUAUUUUCCUUUAUUCAUCUUGCUUUUGGAUCCAGACUGGAACACUUCCUUACUUGACCAAGAGGCUCGGUGCAGAUCCAGUGAUGUUUGGAUAUCUACAGACAACAUUUGCACUUGUGCAGCUUGGUGGUGGUCCUUUGUUUGGUCGUUUUGGAGACAUUUUUGGUGGCCGAGCAGCAAUGGCACUUGCAUUUGCAGCAGUUUUGUCAUACUUCCUGCUAGGGCUGUCAAACUCUAUUCCUGUGCUUUUCCUUUCUCGCCUUCCAUCAGUCUUCAUGCAUGCUAUGCAAGGCGGUCAGAUGAUUGUUACCGAUAUUGGAGACAGCAGCCAGAGAGCAGAUGCACUGGGCAAACUUGGAAUGUCCUAUGGUGUUGGCAUGGUUGUUGGUCCAUUUAUAGGAGGACUUGUCACAAAGCACUUCGGUGAGGAGUUUGCAGCAUUUUUGGCGGCGGCUGGCUCUGCUAUAAGCGUUUUCCUGGUUUUGCAAUUUGUACCUCAUCAGACCAAAAAUCUUUCAGCAUCCUCUAACAAAGUGGCGGAGGGAAAAUCUUCUGGCAGCCUUUUUAGUUUGGGAAAAUGGUAUGCUCUAAUAAUGGCUCCUGGAGCUUUAUUUUUACUAUUUAUCCGCUUGGCAUCAGGUGUCCCAAUUGGGAUAUUUCAAAGCAUGUUUCAAGUAGUAGCCAUGGAAAGAUUUUCUUUGGAGCCAGACCAGAAUGGCUACCUCAUGUCCUACAUUGGUGUCACUACCAUGAUUGUGCAAGGUGUUGGUGUUGGAAUUGUGACGAAGCAGUUCACUGAAAGUAGCACCCUUCUAGCCUCAUCAUUUCUCCUUCUCUGGGCAUACCUGUUACUGGCUCAGGUAACAUCAGUUGUACAACUGUGCAUAGUGUGUUUACCACUGGUAGUAGGAUUGACAACACAAAAUGUCGUCAUCACCAGUGCCCUAACACAUACCGUUGGCCUAGAGGAUACAGGGUGCAUGCUGGGUCUCAACAUGGCAGUCAACUCAUUAGUGCGAUCAGUUUCUCCUUUUGUUGGAGGAUACAUGCUGAGAGAAUAUGGUUUCUCAUCGUUUGGAUACUUAGGUGCUAUUACAAGUGCCAUGGUAACGGUUGUCUUGUACAGUCACCAUAGAAGACAAACCAACCAUCAAUGAAGCCACCGAGCAGCAAUAUUUUCCAUUUUCUUUGAUCAGAAUGAAAAUGGAAGAUAACAUAUCUAUUAGAAGAUUUUUGGAUUUUCCUUUAUGCUAAAUGUGUUUCUUUUGAAAUGUGUUUUUUUUCCUUUUAACCAGAAGAUAAAAAGUGUAGUUGCUCAAAAAUGUCACAGGUAUUUGUUGAAAAGCCUUUGUUAAUGUGCUAUAGGUGUAUAAUUAAAUUUGAAUCUUAUCUUUCCUUGAAAGCGAAUUUUAUGGCUAAGAGACUGGAUAAAGUGUGCUAUAAAUAUUGUCUUUUUGCAUAUAUCUUUGAUGUGUCCUAUUUACACAAACACAAGCACGCAUUGUACACAUGCAUACACACAUUGUACACACCACUAUCUGCGAUCUUUUUAGUCUUCAAAAAGAACAAGUUAAAAUGAAUAGAUUUUAUGAAUUAUUGGAAUGGUUUGGGUUACAAAAGGCUGAAAGGCUGAUUUAAUGUAAGAAAGUCACUAUUUUUUGUUGCCACAAUUUAGAAUGUACACAUGAAUAUUUAUAUUAGCCCAUGCAUAAAUGCUUCAUAAUUUUGAUGUUUUAAUAAUUUAUGUGUUCAUGAACACAUUAUAUGUAAGUAGUAGUUCAUAUGAACAUUGUAUGGCUGUUUUUGAAAGCAUUUUUUUUUUCACAUUUACUUGCCUCAAACAAGCUAUAGUUUGUAUUGAAAUAAAUCUGAAUUUCAAACAUCUAUAAAAAGAUUCACAUGUGCCUGUAUUAAUAUGAUUUGCUGCCUUAAAAUGGGAGAUAAUCAGAACUGACAGACAUGAAGACAGAAACAGCUCAAAUUCUUGCCACUUUAAAUUUUCUUCACUACUGUGGUUAACACUCUCUCAUGAUGAGGCAUCUUUCAUUUGUUAUUGGGUGUAAAUAAAUAAAGAAAAUAUUGCAGUUUUU
Messenger RNA from Pomacea canaliculata, 2714 nucleotides. RefSeq names its product solute carrier family 22 member 18-like. Gene Ontology annotation, biological process: transmembrane transport. Lineage: Eukaryota; Metazoa; Mollusca; Gastropoda; Architaenioglossa; Ampullariidae. The record is from RefSeq and is a predicted model, not a curated record. Gene Ontology annotation, molecular function: transmembrane transporter activity.